Molecule: messenger RNA, 984 nt
Organism: Prunus armeniaca (apricot)
Lineage: Eukaryota; Viridiplantae; Streptophyta; Magnoliopsida; Rosales; Rosaceae
Source: the annotation of a GenBank genome assembly
AUGCCUUUCGGCCUGAAGAACGCAGGGGCAACUUACCAACGGCUCGUCAACUGGAUUUUUGCUAAAUACAUUGGCGGAAUCAUGGAGGUAUAUGUCGACGACAUGUUGGUAAAAAGCCGAACGGCAGGGAAUCACCUGGAAAACUUGGCCCUCAUGUUCGGUAUUCUAAAGGACUACCGAAUGCGGCUAAACCCGGCGAAGUGCGCCUUCGGUGUAUCUUCCGGUAAAUUUCUCGGGUUCAUGAUCAGUCAAAGGGGAAUCGAGGCCAAUCCCGAGAAAAUAAAAGCCAUAAUCGACAUGGAGACGCCGAAGACGCAGAAGGACAUUCAGAGCCUUACCGGACGUGUCGCUGCCCUGACACGCUUCAUCUCCAAGGCUACCGAUAAAUGCGUGCCGUUCUUCAAAGCUUUGAAAGGGGGCAAACAUCAUAUAACGUGGACUCCCGAAUGCGACCAGGCAUUUCAAAACUUGAAGAACUACAUGAGCCAGGCACCACUGUUAUCGAAACCGCUGCCAGGCGAGGUACUACUCCUGUACCUUUCGGUAUCCAACACUGCCGUCAGCUCAGUAUUGAUAAGGAAGCCAGAGAAGGCGGAGCUACCGAUAUUUUAUGUCAGCAAGGCGCUCCAGAGCGCAGAGCUUCGGUACCCACCCUUGGAGCAACUAGCAUUGGCCCUGGUCGUCUCGGCACGAAGACUUCGCCCUUACUUCCAGGCUCACGAAAUCACAGUUCUAACGAACCAGCCUCUUCGGCAGGUGCUCCAAAAGCCGGAGACAUCGGGCCGAUUGGUCAAAUGGGCAAUCGAGUUGGGAGAGUUUGACGUACAGUUCAAGCCAAGGCCUGCAGAAAAAGGCCAGGCCGUUGCCGACUUCAUCUCCGAGCUCACGCCGCUUGCUUUAUCGGAACCAUCGUCGCCGAGCGUCGUCCCUACCGCACCAGAGAAAAUGAAUACCGAACGUUUCGACACUUCUGUUCCUCUCUAG